This is a messenger RNA of Asterias rubens (European starfish), 1854 nucleotides long. RefSeq names its product dolichol-phosphate mannosyltransferase subunit 3-like. Gene Ontology annotation, cellular component: endoplasmic reticulum membrane; dolichol-phosphate-mannose synthase complex. The coding region runs from base 141 to 425 and encodes 94 amino acids. Gene Ontology annotation, biological process: GPI anchor biosynthetic process. NCBI's taxonomy places the organism in Eukaryota, Metazoa, Echinodermata, Asteroidea, Forcipulatida, Asteriidae. The transcript has 5 exons. The record is from RefSeq and is a predicted model, not a curated record.
UGCUUGACGUUGCACUGACAAUCAGUGACAGACACUGUUUCCUUGGUUUAGUUUUAACUUAUUUCCACCGAAAUCAGAUCAUAAAGAAAGAAAAGUUCGCUGUAAAUUGUUGCAGAAGGAAACUGAGAACUGAACUGACAAUGGCUUCUAAACUUGUGGAAUGGUUGACAGCGUUUAUGUUAUUUGCUAGUAUAUGGAUUGCCUUCGUCUUUGAUAUGGUUCCUAUUGAACUAGACCCCAGAAUAAAGGAAGUCAUUGUUCCUCUGCCAGUCUAUUUGGUGAUAGUGUUUGGGUGCUUCUCAUUAGCAACCAUUGGUUACCGGGUUGCAACUUUUAAUGACUGUGAGGAAGCAGCUGCAUCCCUUAAAAAGGAAGUAGAGGAAGCAAGAAAAGAUUUGACAAGGAAAGGAUUCAAGUUUACGUGACACUCGAACAGCUUUAGACUCCAAUGGUAAUCCAACUAGAAUCACAAUUUUGUUGCCAAAUAUUUAGACACAGGUAACGUCUUGUUUAAUUUAUGAUACGUGCAAAGCACUAUGUUUAUUUUGCACUUUUUAUUAAGCAAAUGCUUCACGACCAUCAUAGUGCUGCGUAACAGUAGUUUUUUAACUCCUACUUUUGGACUCAAUAUUAUCUACUGUGGGCUUGACUGAUAGAUAAAGGUCAUGGGUUUGAAUCCCACCCGAGUAAUAUGCCUGUGGUUUUUGUUUGUACAGAACUCGGGGGAAAGUACUGAGUAUACAGUGCUUUAUACUACAGUAUUAAAGUAGGCUUUAUACACGUUUUGAUAAAUGAGAUCUACCUAGAUCUUCUGUUAGUGCUCGUUUUGAUUCUAGUCAUGUUAAAAGAGCCGGUUUGGUCUCAAGUUUGGAACAGUAUACUCUGCUCGUCUUCAGGAGAAUGUUGAAGAUGAGCAGAUUAUAACGUUUGAAACAUCAAGACCAAACUGGCUCUUUUCAGAGCCAACACUCCCUCAUCAAGAGAUUUUACACAUGGUUGUACCCGCAAGUCUACUAUUCAUACUUAUUUUUAUAGUAACUCUUAUUCUCCACACCUUGCAAUGUUUUAAGCACCAUUUACAUUCUCGUCAAGCAAACAUUUUGAGCUACACAAGUUUCUGCCCAAAUUCGAGCCCUAACACCCAUACAUAAAUUAGGUUUGAAGAUUUGUAUGGUUUGGAUUAUAGGAGGUAACACCUUGUGGGUACAGUCAUGUGUACAUCUCUUUCUAUAGAGAGCUGUUGGUAUGGGCUUGCCAUUUUGAACCAUAUAAUCUGCUUGUCUCGAAUCUUCAAGAUUGAUAUGCCGGGGCCUACGUUUGGUCAGUUCGACAACACCAGGGUAAAGAUUGGGAGAGCUCAGGACAGGUUAGGAUGAUUUUAUUUGGAAUCAGUAGGGCUUGUUUUGUAAUGUCUAUAUGUUUCCGUCCCUCAAAGCUAUCGUUUAACACGCACUUCAAAAUUCAGUGAUGUAAAGCUAGUCUUGUGAAAUGAGUGAUUUGGGAGUUAGAUGUUGAGUGGCAUAAUGACUUGAUUGGUCACAAGGGAAAGCUCAAAUUGGAUUCCACAGACUAAAGACAGUGUUGCUACAUUAUGGUUUGGGUCAAACUUUUAUAAAGCAACCUCUAGAUGGCAAAGCAUGUGACCAUGGUUCCAUACACAUUCAUUCAGAAUUGUGUAUUGUUGGUUGCUAUCUCUGAAGUACGCAAAAGCUUUCUCCAAAUCAAGGACAUCGCAACCAUCUUUAGCCUGAUAUUAGGAAUUCAAAUUAAAGAAGUUACUUGUUAUUAAAGGCAGUGGACACUAUUGGUAAUUGUCAAAGACUAGCCUUCACAGUUGGUGUAUCUCAACAUAUG